UCUCUCUCCCCCUUUACUUUUAAAGCUAAAGCAAAGAACUCAAUUCUCCCACCAAACCAAUCGUCAAAUAUACCAUAUCUUCCACAUCCCAAACUCACUAACUCUCCAACCAUGGAAGGCUCUGAAAUGCCUAACCAAAGUUCUGGCUCCAUCGUCGACACCUCCCGCCCCUUCCGCUCCGUCAAAGAAGCUGUUGCCGUGUUCGGCGAACGUCUUCUAGUCGGAGAUGCAUACUCAUCGUUGCCGAAACCAUCUGCUGAUGUCCCAUUGCCUGAACUAGGCACAUGGGAGUCUUUACCAAGCUCUACAACAACAGCAAAAGAAGAGAAAGAACAUGUUUUGGAUAGCUUGAAGAAACUUGAGGCAGAGCUGGAAGAAACUAAGGAAGAGUUGAGGUUACUGAAGGAGAAGGAAGAAGAUACAGAAGUGGCAUUGGCAUCACUGAAUGCAGAGCUGCAUAAGAACAUGUCGAAGUUGGCUGAGGCUGAGGCGGCGGCGGCAGCAAAAGCUGUGGCGACGAGAAGAAUUGCAAUGGGAUGUGAGAGUGAAAGGAAAGAAGAAGAAAUGAAGAGGUCAGAGUUUAAGAUGAUGAGAAUGGAGGAGACAGAGUCACCCACAUUGGCUCAGAUAUUGAGCUUUGGAGACAAAAUAGGGUAUUUUGGAGGCAAAAAGGAAAAGAAAAAGAUAAAGAAAAAACCAAUUAUUCCGUUGGUGGGAGAUUUGUUGUUCAUAUUCAGGAAAAAAGGGUCUCCUGAGAAUGCUCUUCCUUCAUCUUUCAAUUCCUUCAAUUAAAAACCUUUUAUUUGCCUUCUUCCUUUCUUCCCACUUGGAUGUUUCUGUAUCCAGUUGUGUCUACGUUGUGGAUUGUAAUUUAGUAAUAUAUGUUUGGGAAUGGUUUUGAAA
Molecule: messenger RNA, 903 nt
Organism: Benincasa hispida (wax gourd)
Lineage: Eukaryota; Viridiplantae; Streptophyta; Magnoliopsida; Cucurbitales; Cucurbitaceae
Product: WEB family protein
Source: RefSeq, a predicted model, not a curated record